GUUUCACGGUGCUGCAGCGGCUCGUCGGAAUUUCAGGCCAAAAAAACUGAACAACCGGAGACUUUCUGACCCCAUUGAUCCCCCGGUAAUCCCCCGGUGACCCCCCGGUGAUCCGGCUGGUGCUCCGCUGUUCGACUGAAGAGCGCAGCAGACGAUGCUCUAAAACACCAAAGAAGUGUCUUGUUUUCCUCUGCAAAGACCCAAGUUCUCAGGAUGUUGUUCAGGAAACAAAAAGAGGAUUUACAUUUUGGAUUUUGAUGUCAGCAUGGAGAACAUCGAUGAAUACAUCUGGCAGCGCCGCAUCCACCACGGGGUUCGGCUGCAGAAACGCACCGUCCCAUUCCCAGAAUCAGUGAAGGCAUGGUUUGGACUUCAAUGCAGCGUUGGAAAGGAAGGACAAGUUGGAUCCGAGGCUGCUCACAAACGCUGUGAUGCUGGAGCUUUGCGUAUUUGCAAGAACUGUGACGCAGUCCAACAUAUAUUUCUUAUUGGAAAUGCUGGACUUCAACUUUGACCUCGGCGUAGACUUGGACAAUGAUCAGCAGUACUACGAGUACGCGAGGCGUGCUCAUAAUAAAAUAACGGUAGUGAAGAAUAGAAUCAUGACGAAAACUCAUCAAAGACAAAAAAGAUAAAUUCUCGCUACCAGACAUAAGCUUUUUAGUUAAGAUCACUGCAAAUGAGCAGCCCGGACGCUACUACCCUAAAAGAAACAAAAUGGUUGAUACUUCGGUACUUACUGAUGGCAGCAGGAAGUCAGCAGAAUCUCAGAAGACGAAGAUCAGUGAAGUCACGUCAAUGAUGAAGAGACCAGGAGGACUACGAGUCAAGGCUAGAUCUUACCCAUACUGUGAAGACCUCGGUGUGUCUCUGUUUGUACGACCAGAAGACGCACCCAAAGACAAACUCGACCCAAAUCCACUAACCAACGGUGUGAUGCUUGAACUGCUCGACUUUUCGCGAGUUCUUUGCGGAACGCACAACGGGAUAGUUCACGACUUGAUUCAGCAAAACUUCGGCACAAAGUUUGAUAACACAUUUUUCAGUUUGCAACUACCCAAACUGUUGGGGAGGAAGAACGCCUGGUUCAGAACCAACGAUAGCGAGGCUUUCCAAAAGCAGACUUAUGAAAUCAAGACAUUGGAGCCGAAGCGAAGGAAGCGAAAAUCCCCAGAUUACCAUAACUUGGAAGAGCUUGUGGCAAUUAAGCGAAGGGAAACGCUGAGACAUGACGAUGUUAACGCUGAUGUUUGUCCGGAUAGUGACCUGUCUCACCGGUGCCCGGUUGACUGUGAUACGGAAAUGCAGUUGGAGUCGGAGGCAGCAUCGGAACAAAUGGUGUCUGAUGGUUGUUCAUCAGAAGCCAUUUUUUCUCUGGAUGUAAAGCAGGAAGGAGAGGAAGUUUUUGUCUCUCAAGUGAAGCUUCCGACUUAUAACUUCAACCCUGUUUUGCCUAAGAUUCUUCCAAAACACACAACUCUGAAAGCAGUCUCAGAUCUGUAUGUUGAAGAAGAAAAUGAGGACACGAAAGUUACAACUCACAAACAAAAGCUGUGGAUGAGGAGGGCUCCUCGCUCAAAACAAAUCCUGAAGUCUAGCAGAGUAAACGACAAGUUUGCCCGCAGCGGAGAGAUAGGUUUAGACUUUAACGUGGGCUCGUGUAACAAGAAGAGCCUGGAUCUACAACUAUUCACCAACAACACGUUGUGGGAGGUUUAUAAAUUCGGUAUAAUGAUGUCAAAGACUGUACGCGGUUUCUUAUUGGAAGUUCUGGACAUGAACUUUAACCUGGUCAUCCUAGAUCAUUAUCAUGAGCUCAACUUUUUAAGGUUGAUGUCUAAAGAGAAGUUCCUAGAGAACCACCCUGACAGGCAGAACACUGAGUUUCUAAACAGUGUCUUUCAGUUCCCGGAUGUUGUGACCAGCGUCUUUCAAACUGGACCAGAAGUUGAGACGCUGCAGGAGACAAGCUUGGAUUCGAACCGGGGGGAAGAUAUGGAUCCACACCCGUUUUGUAAACAGUUAGGCCUCAACCUUUGGUCCACAGACGCACGCCCGGCAGGCCAGAAGAUGGAUUUGGCGGCCCUAACCAACGGAGCCGUGAUUGAAAUAUUCAUGUUUGUCAGAGAGUUGUGUAGCUCGCCCCACAGGAUAGUCUACGACAUUCUGGAGCACAACUUUGAUCUUGAUCUGCAAAGCAGAGAAACCAUGCAGGUGAUCCAGAGAUGGUACGCCACACAGAAAAGAAUGAGCAUAAAGUCAAAGGGUUUAGUUACCUGGAAGAAUGACCUCGUCCCAUUGAGUGGCCACGCAGAGCCAGAACCAGAGUCAGAGUCAGAACCACCAAUAUCCAACCACCAGGAGGGUCUGGAUUCAGAAGAUGUGAAGCCAAAAAGGGAGGCUUUAAUUGGAGGUUUUGAGAAAAAGGUCCUCAGCUAUCACAUCUGUGAAGAAAUAGGUUUAGACCUAAACAUCCGAUCGCAACAAGGACCCAAAACAAAACUCGACUUGCAUUUGCUGACGAGAGGAGUCCUCUUUGAGAUGCACCAGUAUGUGAGACAAAACUGCAAACCGGUACAUUCCUGCUCUGUACGAGAUUCUGGAGUACAACUUCGACCUGAGCUCGCAGAACCAUCGGAAAGUAGAGGUCGCCUGGUCCAUUGCCUCUCAGGUCAUCGCAAUAGCGGCUAAACACGGCCGAAAGGGAGACUAUCUGAACAAAGUGAUCGAGUUGCCUGUUGAGAUCACAGAAUCUUCGCAGUCCGUCUGCAAAGAAGAGCCCAAAGACGAAUUCAUCAAAGUAGACCUAAACAAUGACGAUGACAUUGUGUUUGUCCGAGAACUGAUGCCUGUUGACAUAGACGUGAUGAUAGAUUAACAUCGCUGCUCCUGUAGUGAUCAGAUUGGUAUUAUGAGUCAUUCGCCCUCUGAAAUCCAAGACGAUGUUUUAUUUCACGUGUUCUGUCUAAAACGUAUAUUUACUACCACAUAAGACAAAGAAAAGCAGCACAUAUUGACAAUCGAGACAUUUGCUUGGAAUCAUUGCAGGAAAAAAUACUUAAAUGUUAAUCCUGUCGCCAAGGCCAUUGUUAGGAAAGGUCAAAUAAUCAAUAGUUCAAAAUGUUGUCGUUUCUUCCACGCCCGUGCUUCACCCCUCUACCAAAGUACAACCAACACAAAACAGUGUAUAACCUUAAUGAAGGUUUGGUUCAUUGCAAAGCUACAGUAUUUGGUUGCAUUGCUUUAAGAUGGCUGUUUCUUUUCAUAAUAACAUGAAAACUGAAUGUAAAUAUUGUAUAUAAACGUGUUUUUUCCAACCUUCAUUACAUUAAUGGUAAAUACACUGAACAAAAAUAUAAACACAACACUUUUGUUUUUGCUCCCAUUUUUCAUGAGAUGAACUCAAGAUCUAAAACAUUUUCUAUAUACACAAAAUAACCAUUUCUCUCAAAUAUUGUUCACAAAUCUGAAAGAAUCUGUGAUAGUGAGCACUUCU
Messenger RNA from Gymnodraco acuticeps, 3496 nucleotides. RefSeq lists its product as uncharacterized. NCBI's taxonomy places the organism in Eukaryota, Metazoa, Chordata, Actinopteri, Perciformes, Bathydraconidae. Bases 718 to 2691 code for a protein of 657 amino acids. The record is from RefSeq and is a predicted model, not a curated record. The transcript has 2 exons.